Leptosomus discolor (cuckoo roller) is the source of this 1301-nucleotide messenger RNA. The record is from RefSeq and is a predicted model, not a curated record. NCBI's taxonomy places the organism in Eukaryota, Metazoa, Chordata, Aves, Leptosomiformes, Leptosomidae.
UGGCUACAGAACCCUUGAUAAAAGCCGUAUAUACACUAUACCAGCAGCGGAAUCUCCUCUUCCCGGUUCGUACGUUGCUUUUGAAAUUUUUCAGCCGAGUUUACCAAAAAGAAGAUUUGAGGACUCAAAGAAUCAGAAGUCGAAGUAAAGUUUUAUCUCGUUGGUUGGCUGGCUUACCUCAGCAACUUGCCCUCCUUGGCUUGAGGAACCCUGAGCUUUCGAAUCAGCUGAUUGACAUCAUUCAUUCCGCUGCUUCGCGUUCGAACAAGGAGUUACUACAAAGUUUACAAGCCACUGCUGCUCGAAUAUACGAUCCGCUGGACGGCACGCUGGUCCUGCUGCCGGCGGAGGCCCAGCGGCGGCUGGUGCAGCUGGUGUACUUCCUACCCUGCCUGCCCACCAGCCUGCUCGCCGGCCUCAGCCGCUGCUGCAUCAUGGGCAGGAUGUCCUCCGAAAUUAAAGAAACAAUUGUGGGAGUUCUUCACCUCAAAUCAUCCUUUGCAGGCUGGAAGUGCCAAGUGCAGGAUAAUUCAGUGAAUGAUGUGGACUAUUUCAGCUUCUUGUUUUCAACCCUUAUAGGGUUCUCAAGAGAGGAGCUGACUAGUCUCCAGGGCAUUAGAGGAAAACCACACAUUAGCCAGACACAGCUUUCACCUGUCCGUCUCUACCUAACUGAUCUGGACCAGUUUUUACACCACUGGGCUGUGACAGAGAUGAUCUGUCACAGCUUGUCCACUAUACCUUCACAAAGUCAGUGUUUUGACAUUCUCCAGACUGGCAUCUGUAAAUACCUGGUUGGUUUGGUUGUCAUCCCCGAUAGCACAGCUGGAUCUGUUCUAUGUGCCAUAAAUAAGCUCUUGGAUCAAGCUUGCAUCCUCAGUGAAAACCUGCACAAGUUCUUGGCCUCGUGUUGUUACAGUCUGCUGUACUUUCUGCUGACUCUAGACAAAGAGGAUGCAGAACAUGUACAGAAAAGGGACAUGCUGUGGGGAUCAUGUAUUUCUGCGUUAGCACUCCUGCCACGAUUACUGAGACUGAUGCUGCAAAGUCUGCAAGUGAGCAGGAUCUGCCGGGAAGAACUGCCCGUCGUCGCGCAGCUGCUUCGCUUACUAAUGCAGCACGGUCAGCUCAGGAGCCAUAUGAUCACAAACGAGUUUCUGGUGCAACAGAUUAUCAAGGACAUCAUGCUUUUAAAGGUCUGUAAUGUCCGUGAGCAGUGGCUGACAGACCUCCAUUACUGCUUCAACAUCUACCUUGCCUCUCACCCCCAGGGACCUGGCCCGAUGAACGCGGUGUAUUAA